Messenger RNA from Symbiodinium necroappetens, 384 nucleotides. The record is from the annotation of a GenBank genome assembly. Lineage: Eukaryota; Dinophyceae; Suessiales; Symbiodiniaceae.
GCAUCUGGGUGGUCCAACGCGAGGCCAGCAGCCCAAUGCGCCGGUCGCAAGACGCGACACCGGUUCACCAGAUGAACGUACAGCAUACGACGUCGCAGAUGUCAACUGGUACGCCCGUGAAUGCACAAGGGGUUGACGACAAGGGCACUGGGCUCAUGGCUACCCGUUUUGGUGGGCAGCAGGAGAGCGACAUGUUGGAGAAGCUGGGUGACAAAUACAAGGAUGCCGCGCCACUAGCAGAUGCUGAGACGGCCCAUGUUCAGCUGGUAUCUUUGGGCAGCUACUGUGGUCCGAAGUUGUCCUUUCAGAAGAUGGGUCGCGGUGCAGAGACCUUGCCCUUUGACUGGAUCCGCACCCGGAUGAGUGGAAUUCUUCGAUUACUGC